AUGGCCAAAGACAACCCAAAGACGCAGCCCAAGAAGACGACACCCAAGAAGUCUCGCUCAGCCAUCUCUGAUGUCGUCGCUCGCGAGUACACCAUCCACCUACACAAGCGAGUUCACGGAGUCGCCUUCAAGAAGCGAGCACCUCGCGCAAUCAAGGAGAUCCGCAAGUUCGCUACCCUGGCUAUGGGCACAUCCGACGUCCGUCUCGACCCCCAGCUGAACAAGAAAGUCUGGGAGAGCGGCAUCAAGGGCGUUCCCUUCCGUCUGCGUGUGCGCAUCAGCCGAAAGCGUAACGACGAGGAAGGCGCCAAGGAGAAGCUGUACAGCUACGUCCAGGCCGUCAACGUCAAGGAGAGCGAGGCCAAGGGUCUACAUACCGUCGUCGUUGAGGAUUCGUAG
Exophiala bonariae is the source of this 399-nucleotide messenger RNA. RefSeq names its product 60S ribosomal protein L31 (gene RPL31). Gene Ontology annotation, molecular function: structural constituent of ribosome. Bases 1 to 399 code for a protein of 132 amino acids. NCBI's taxonomy places the organism in Eukaryota, Fungi, Ascomycota, Eurotiomycetes, Chaetothyriales, Herpotrichiellaceae. Gene Ontology annotation, cellular component: cytosolic large ribosomal subunit; ribosome. The record is from RefSeq and is a predicted model, not a curated record. Gene Ontology annotation, biological process: cytoplasmic translation. The transcript is spliced from 3 exons.